ACAAAUACAUUCGCGUGUAAGUGCUUGGCGGUUGUUCGUAACAAAAAAAUCGCCCUCUUUCUUCCACAGGAGAGGAUAUAGAUCAUCAUGGCACCGCUUCCACAAGAUCCUGGCUAUGCCGGCAAGUCGACAUCUCCAGCAAUUCGACCAGACGCAGUAGUGAUCAGUGGCAUGUCUGGCCUGUAUCCUGAAUCUAGAAAUGUACAGGCACUAUCAGAGAUCCUCUACAAUAAGGUUAAUCCAGUUAACUCGGAUAACCCCCGUUGGAAAUACUACUACCCCGAAAUGCCAGAGCAUUAUGGAAAAGCACCGGAAUUAAAUACGUUUGACGCUCAAUUCUUCAAGGUGUACUACCGUCUGGGCAAGAACAUGGAGCCUAUGAGCCGUAAGCUGCUGGAGCAGACUUUCCAAGCUCUUUAUGAUGCUGGUGUAAGCCCAGGAGAGCUUUCCGAGAAGAAGGUAGGAGUUUACGUCGGAUCUGGACUAUCAGAAACAGAUAAGGCAGUAUUUUACAGCGGCCACAUAAAAGGAUUCGGACUGGUCGGAUGCUGCAAGACGAUGUUUGCCAAUCGGAUCUCGUACUGGCUGAAUCUGAAGAGUCCGUCUAUGAACGUGGACUCAGACUGUGCCAGCUCCAUGAUUGCCUUGGAGCGCGCCUACGAGUCCAUCAAGACGGGACAGUGUGAAGCGGCCAUCGUCGGAGGAUCCAAUAUUUGUUUGCAUGCUCAAACUACCAUCAACGUUGGCAGAGUGCUGGAACUGUGUAUGGAUGGAAAAACUAAAUCAUUUGAUCGGUGUGCCGAUGGCUGUGCUCGAAGUGAUGCAAUCACUAUUUUCUUUUUGCAAAAAGCCAAGGACGCAAAACGAGUGUAUGCAGAGGUUUGUCAUGUAAAAUCUGAAUAUAAUUCAGCAAUGCUUAUAAACCUUGGUCAAGCAAGAGGACCUGUUCGUGAUCCAGCAAAACUAACUUCAUUCAUGAAAAACUUCUAUGAUGAAGUCGGGAUACAACCUGGGGCUGUAGAAUAUGUGGAGGCGUUUGGAUGCGCUAAUUAUGAAUCUGAAACGAGCGAGCUUGUAGCCUUUGGUAACGUAUUCUGCAAACAAAGAGUAAAACCUCUUUUGGUUGGCAGUGUCAUGUCCAAUAUAGGCAACACAGAAGCAGCUUCUGGUACUACGGCUUUAACCAAGGUUCUUCUUGGUUAUCAAACUGGCAAGCUCGCCGCCAACUUACACUGCGAAAAUCCCCGCGACGAUGUCGAUGCACUGCGUAGUGGGAAAAUGCGUAUCGUCACCGACCAUCAGCGAUUUAACCGCUCCUAUGUCGCUAUUAAUAACAUGUCAUUAUUUGGUGUUAAUGCCCAUGCUCUACUAAAAGGUCACUUCAAACCAAAGGAUCUGGCACGUUAUAAAUCAAACAUUCCGCAUCUGGUGUUAGUAUCCGGAAGGCAGGAAUCUGCUGUACAAAAAAUCUUCGAUGAUCUUAAGUUACAUCCAGUGGAUCCAGAAGAAAUCGGGCUUCUGCAUAACAUUCAUGAGCAUUCCAUUUCCGGACAUUUGGGCCGUGGUUUCACUAUUCUUGAAAAUAACAAAGAGAAUAAGACAGUGAGCCUUGUAGAAAAAAUAGACUACUGUGACGAUGCUAAGCGGCCGCUGUGGUUUGUCUACAGCGGCAUGGGUUCUCAAUGGGCGAGCAUGGGAUCACAACUUAUGCGUAUUUCCGUAUUUGCAGCCGCAAUCGAACGCUGCCGCCUUGCUCUAGAGCCAAAGGGAAUUGACAUCAUCCACAUCAUAACCACACCUGAAAAUAAUAUCUAUGACGACAUUCUGCAUUCCUUUGUUGGCAUCGCUGCAGUCCAAAUUGGUUUAACCGAUGUUCUACGUGAAGUAGGUCUUGUUCCAGAUAACAUCAUUGGGCACAGCGUAGGGGAACUUGGAUGUGCUUAUGCUGACGGUUGCAUGACAGCAGAAGAAACUAUUCUUGCAGCAUACAGCCGUGGUCUUGUCUCUAAGCAGACUAAAUUAAUUCAUGGAGCUAUGGCAGCAGUAGGAUUGGGAUACAAACAGGUCGUAGAUUUAUGUCCGCCAGAAAUCCAAGUAGCAUGCCAUAACUCUUCCGAGUCCUGCACUAUAUCAGGACCCUCAGAUGCGAUGCGUGAAUUCGUAGCAAAGUUAACGGCUCAAGGAAUUUUUGCAAGGGAAGUUCCAUGCUCGAAUAUUGCGUACCACUCAAGAUAUAUUCAAGAUGCGGGUCCGGCACUGCUCAAGUACUUGAAGGAAGUCAUUAAAUCUCCGAAGGCUCGCAGUGAGCGGUGGCUCUCUACAUCGAUUCCGAAAGAAAGAUGGGAUGAACCAUUAGCUAAAUUCUCUUCGGCAGAGUACCACACCAACAAUUUACUGAACCCUGUGUUAUUUGAAGAAACUGCGGAAUCCGUUCCUUCAAAUGCCAUUUUAAUUGAAAUAGCUCCUCAUGGACUUCUACAAGCUAUUCUCAAGCGGUCUCUUCCCAGCACUUGUAUCAAUAUUCCUCUUACAAGGCGCGGACACGCUGACAAUGUUAUUUUAUUAUUGGAAGCUAUUGGCAAAUUAUACAUGGCAGGGUGCAAUCCUAAAAUACAAGCGCUCUAUCCAGCGAUUGAAUAUCCUGUAUCAACGGAAACACGUGGACUUUCUCACAUGAUCGAAUGGGCACAUCUAGAGAAAUGGAGUUUACCCUUAGAACGUGAUUCUAACAGACGCAUUUCUGGGGCUGCCACAUAUGGAUUUUCGCUACACGAUGAUGAAUUUAACUUCUUAAAUGGCAACAUUCAUGAAGGUGAAACGAUUUUACCAUACAGCGCAGCUUUGGUCUGUGUGUGGGAUACAUUGUCGAUGUCAUUGGGAGCUCCUCUGAGACAGCUAUCAGUGCAGUUCAGUAAUGUGAAGUUAAACACACAGCCACGCUUGUACGACGACAAGAUUACAAACCUCCACGUCCAAAUAACUAAAGGAAAUGGGCGGUUUGAGGUUUUAGAUGAUGAUAAUUCUACGGUUAUUAGCGGCGAAAUCAUAGCCAUACCUUCAACUUCAACCCCACUGUUCAGGGUGGAAAAUGAAGGAACAAAAACCUGUUUGACUCAACAAGAUAUCUACAAAAUUUUCCAUGACAAAGGAUCUUACUACAAGGGAGAAUUCAGAAGCAUUCUCAGUAUAAAUGAAGAGAUGACACGAGCUACAAUUCCGUGGAGAGGUAAUUGGAUAACUUUACUGGACUCACUGAUCCAGUUCAGGUCUCUACGUAACGACUACAAUGGAAUAACGCAACCCCGAUUCAUCCAGCGAGUGACUAUAAACAUGCAAGAGCAUAGCAGGUCCAAGAAACAUAUAGAACUCCCACUGGAAGCUGACUAUUUCAUUAAUCUGGAUACUACAAGGUGUGCCGGAGUCGCUAUAUCAAAUGUUAAAUUCCGAGAAUAUUUACCGGUACUUUCAAAACAAAUUGCUUUGAAAUCAUCCAAGUCUCAAAUUAUACAGAAUAUGGGAGAUAAUGAUAAAAUAAAUGUAACUUUGCGCAGUACAGAGUACGGAGAUAUAAACACUAUUCACUGGGAACAAGGGCUUGAAGUAACACCUAAUGAUAUUGAAGUUAAGGUUAAAUACGCUGGACUGAAUAUACGUGAUGCAAGAAAAGCAUUAGGAGUCAAUGUUCCCCAAUUAUUACAAAAAAGCGAUUUGGGUUAUGGAAUGGAUUUCAGUGGAGUAACGAACAACGGAGAACGUGUGAUGGGGAUCGUGCGCGGUGGCGCGGCGUCCACGCGGCUCGCAGCAGACCCCUCCCUGCUGUGGCCAGUCCCCGAGCACUGGAGUCUUGAAGACGCUGCCACAGUUCCUUUGCCGUACGCACACGCAUUCUACUGUCUUGCUAUAAAAUGCGAGCUAGUUCCUCGAAUGAAGAUCUUGGUAAAUGGCGCCACAGGAGCUCUGGGUCUAGCUAUAAUUUCCAUAGCUUUAGCUUAUGAUUGCACAAUAUUCGCUUCUGUAAGUGAUGCAAAGAAGAAACACUUUCUGAGAAGAAUAUAUCCAUCUAUUCCAGAGGACCACAUCGGAAACUCCCGUGACUCCUCUUUUAGUGACAUGGUUAUGGCAAAGACACAUGGAAUGGGAUGCGACAUCGUCGUAAUAUCGGGAGUUUUAGGAGAUCUUAAAAAUGAAAGUAUUAGAUGCGCUGGCAGUUGUGGAUUUAUACUCGAUACCAGCCAGAUAUCUUCAACGGAUAACUUCGAUUUCGGAAUGAACUUCUUAACUGACGAAAGAAAUUAUUGUUCGGUGGAUUUCUCAAGCGUGUUCACGAUGGCCAACAAAAAGGAUAUUAAAUCUUUGCAAAUGAUGGUGAGCGAAGGAAUAGCCAAAGGAUACGUCCGUCCACUGAGUCGUGUGAUAUAUGAAGCCACCGAGGCGGCAAGAGCGUUCCAUUUGUUGGCAUCCAGUCGACACCGCGGUAGAGUUCUUCUACGUCUUCAUGGAAAUCGUUUGGCUGUUACACCUAAGCUCACUGCGUCAUCUAUUGGAAGUCACUUAGUACUUAGUGCCAGUGCAGAUGAUACUCUGGCCGGCGGAAUAAUUGAUGGGUUAAUAGCUCGAGGUGCUCAGAAAAUUUGGCUGCAUCGCCAACAACAAACGAAUAUCAACUCUGAUGGAUACAUGCGAUACAAGCUCAAGAAAUGGCAAAAACUUGGCGUACUAGUCAAUGUUUCAAAUGAAAAUAAUAUUGACAACGGGAACAUCCAAGCUUUGUUGCGCAAAUGUAAUGAGAUGGGUUAUUUAGAAGGCGUGUAUUACAUUACUGCUUCAAAUGAAUCCGAAAAAGAAGCAAGACUGGUCAUUGAUCAGUUAGAUUCAGUUACAAGAAAAUUGUUUCAGUCAGUGAAGUGUUUUGCCGUCAUAAAUGAAAUUGUGAGUGUUGGAGAAGAAAUUUGCUCAAAGCGGAUCGACGACGGGUUUCCAGCCACCAUGUUGACUCUUCCAAAGCUGAAUAAGUUUGCCGAUUUGGGGGCGGACAUAAAAAGUGAUGGUAAUGUUGGAAUAUCCAUAUCUGAGGCAGUUGAAUUACUGGAACUAGCAGUUAGAUCUAAGAAUCCAGCGCUUGUUGCCCAGGUUCAACUAACAUCGAAAAAUAUGAAUGCAGAACCAAUAAGAAAACAAUCAGGUCUUGGUGUUUAUUUCGACCGGGUUGAUCCUGAUGAACUAUUAUCCACGUUUGACCUUGUCCUGUUGCCCACUCUUGCUAGAGGAUUAACAACGCGUGCUGAAGAGUUUGACAAAAAUGAGAAUUAUCUCAUGUUGAUUCCUGGCUUCGACGGAUGUUACUCCAAGUACAGCAAUAUUUGUGAACGGGUGAAAAUUCCGGCAGUCGCGAUUCAACCAGGCCUAGAAUACGUACAUGAAGAUGUUGCCGAAAUGGGACUCCGUCUUGCACAGGUGAUCUUGAAGAAACUAAAGCCAAAAGAAACAUUCUACCUCAUGGGAUACUCGUUUGGUGUCCUGGUCGCUUUAGAGGUCGCUGUUGUUCUUGAAAAUCAUGGUCUUCAAGGUAUUGUGUAUUGUGUGGAUGCAAGCCCAGACAGUUUUCCCAGGGAAUUGGACCAAUCACUGAAAGACAUUGGUGUAUCUGAAGACACUGAACUACAGGACGCACUGGCUCAGCACAUGUACAAAGUCAUGACUGGAGAGACCUCGAAGCUACUGGCGACGCAGCUGCAGAUAGCGAAAUCUUGGAACGACAAAGUGGAAGCUUUUGGGUUGGCUAUACGCGGCCGCAUUCCUUACUCCGUACAGUACGCUAGAGGCGUCCUCGAGGCUGCCUACUCUCGGAUACAGCACGCCCGCCAAUACGACGCGAAGAGACUCAGGGCUACUCCCCUACGAUCCCAACUUGUGCUUCUCCGCUCCACCAGUCACCGAGCAUCGGAGCCAGCCGACCUUGGCCUGGCCCGCUACUCACAGCAAGAGCCAACCGUCUACACACUAACCACUGAUCAUGCGAAUGCACUCAACGACCUGCGUUGCGCCAAUUUGGUUAACCGGCAUCUUGGUGUUGAUAUAGUUGAGAAAUUCCGAAACAGAAACCUGUGUGAUACGUAUAUACUGAACUCGGACGUAUUUCUGUGUCCAGACAGAGAGUAUGAUGAAUGAAAUGUUGUACUUUUAAUAAUAAAGUGGGUUUAGGCAAAUUGUUUGAUUUAAAUAUAAUGUGUUUUCUUUUUGCUUUUACCCCAGCAGUCAAGAAUCUAUAGUUACACGAUUUGAUUAAUUUGGUUUGGCAAUAAGCAGAUAGUGAUAAUGUCUUAUCUCAUCGGAGCAAGAAGAUACCUAACAAUACGUAAUUUACUAGUAAGUAAAAGUCAAUGAAUUUAAUUUUUAUGAGCAUGGAAACACCUUUAUAUUAGAAGAUCAUAGGUAAAACCUAACGUAUUAUACUAAUAUAAUUAUAAUAACAGAGAAGUUAGUAAGUAUAUAGUUGUA
Molecule: messenger RNA, 6498 nt
Organism: Plutella xylostella (diamondback moth)
Lineage: Eukaryota; Metazoa; Arthropoda; Insecta; Lepidoptera; Plutellidae
Product: fatty acid synthase
Biological process (GO): fatty acid biosynthetic process
Molecular function (GO): oxidoreductase activity; fatty acid synthase activity
Source: RefSeq, a predicted model, not a curated record